Molecule: messenger RNA, 784 nt
Organism: Rubroshorea leprosula
Lineage: Eukaryota; Viridiplantae; Streptophyta; Magnoliopsida; Malvales; Dipterocarpaceae
Source: the annotation of a GenBank genome assembly
AGAUCCCUAAACUGGAUACUGAUUUCAUCCUUUGAGACCAAGAACGCCUCUAAGACAAAGAAUGGAUUGCAGCGUUCUUUAAUCCUUAUAUCAAUCCGAUCACAGAAUUCAUAACUUAAAUUCACAGAGAAGCUUCUAAUUGUGGUAGUUGUUAACCAAAGGCUGCAGUAGAGUGGUCAUGGAUCGGCUCAGUGCUUCUGCACGUCCUAUGAUAGUUUCUGAUCUUGGUCGUACAAUGGGUCCAUCUGCUGUAACUGUCCAUCCAUCUGGUAUUGAGAAAACUCUACAUGAACGCAUACAUGAAUUGAAAGGGUGGUAUGGAGACAAGCAGGGAAAAAUGUUUUGGGUUUGGGUGGUUCAUGUAUUAUCUACACACAAUGGUUCAAGCACAUGGCUGGUGAAUUUCAAUAAGUGGGAGCCGUGUGGUAAUGUGCGGUGCUGUUGUGCAACCCCUGAAAAGAUCAGUGCCAAGCGAAGAAAGCUAGAACAUUAUAACGUGCAAACCAACUGUACAAAAUGAUUUGUGGCUGCCAGGAUCACAUGGGUUCAUCCGGAUGCAUGUACAACAGACGUGGCUGAAAAUGAAACAGCAUUCAGCCUGGUUGCUCUAGAUUGAUAUCAGAUACUAUCCCUAACCUUUCCGGCUCUAGAGUAUUCAGUAUUCAACUGAAGUAAAUGUACUAAUAAAGAUAAUAUUUCAUUUCUUAUAUAUAAAAUUAUGCACAGCCACAGGAUACUAGAGAUUAUUCCCAUCAUAACUUUUGAAUAAUAUUUCUUUAGGGUU